Penicillium vulpinum is the source of this 1446-nucleotide messenger RNA. RefSeq lists its product as uncharacterized. Gene Ontology annotation, molecular function: catalytic activity. Gene Ontology annotation, biological process: nucleoside metabolic process. The record is from RefSeq and is a predicted model, not a curated record. NCBI's taxonomy places the organism in Eukaryota, Fungi, Ascomycota, Eurotiomycetes, Eurotiales, Aspergillaceae. Bases 1 to 1446 code for a protein of 481 amino acids. The transcript has a single exon.
AUGAUACCUAAACCGGAGGACUACACUGUUGGUUGGAUUUGCGCGAUUACGACUGAAUAUGUUGCCGCUCGAGAGUUCCUCGAUAGACCGCCUCACGAAGGCCUCACAAAUUUGCCGGCGAACAACAAAAACGAGUACACCUUAGGUAGUAUUUCGGACCAUAAUGUGGUAAUCUCUGUGCUACCAAAGGGCCAAUACGGCACGGCUUCGGCGGCUCGCGUAGCAGGAGAUAUGAUGACCAGCUUUCCAAACAUUCGCAUCGGUCUUAUGGUUGGCAUCGGUGGCGGCGCACCGACCCAAAAACACGACAUUCGUCUCGGGGAUAUUGUUGUCAGCGUACCUCGUGAUGGCCAAGGCGGUGUCUUUCAGUAUGACUUCGGCAAGAUGAUACAAGACCAAUGUUUUCGUCCUACAGCGUUUCUCAAUCAGCCACCCACUGUCUUAUACGCAGCAGUGAGCGGGCUUGAAGCACAAUAUGAGAGCGAAGGGAAUCAACUCAACGAGCGUAUUGACAGCAUUCUCAAAAGGAACUCAAAACUUCUCAAGAAGUACCAACGCCCAGGUCCCGAAAGUGAUCGUCUAUACCGAAGUCAAACUGUCCAUCCAAAAGACAAUGACCUUCCUUGUGCUGCGAUUUGCGGCGAUGAUUCGUCUUGCUUGAUUUCGCGAAAUGUACGCACCGAAGAUGAUUCUAAUCCUGUUAUUCAUUAUGGUCUGAUUGGCUCGGCCAAUACAUUAAUGAAGAACGUAUUACUUCGGGACAAAUUGGCUACUGAAAAAGAAGUUUUGUGUUUUGAAAUGGAAGCGGCUGGGUUGAUAAAUGAUUUUCCAUGCAUUGUCAUCCGAGGUAUCUGUGACUAUGCCGACACGCAUAAGAAUGAUACUUGGCAAGGGUACGCCGCAAUGGUUACAGCAGCUUAUGCGAGUGAUCUUUUAUACAAAAUCGCUCCUCAAAAGAUCACCCAAGAGCCAAAAAUCAUCGAGGUUAUCGAGCAAGGGCACCGUUAUCCACCCGCCAAGGUAGAAAAUCACCAUUGGUACUUGAAUGUUCCUUUGGAUAGCGAUUUAAUCAAAGGAAUAAGAACUGGCCAAAAGCGAAACAGAGACUUGGAUCAUCCAGAGAGUUCGUCCAGCAGUUCAGAUGACGACAGAAGGAAAAAGGUUCGGGAAGAGACUCCUUACGAGGACAGCAUUUCUGAUGAAUAUGACUUCGAGCACCUCGUCGACAUACUUCAGUCCUCAAAAGGCACCGAAAGUCACCCAGACCCUGGAUUUAAUUUGCAUUGCUCCGCAGAUGAAGGUUCAAAUAGUGAAGAUCAAUCCGACGAAGUUUCGCAGGAGACUCUGCAGGGAUCAGAAGCCCGGUCAAUCUAUGAAUUCGAUAGUGAAGGAAGCGACGAGUCUUCAGAGUCUUCAAGUGAUUUUUCGCAAGGUCGUGGGCUAUAA